This is a messenger RNA of Dichomitus squalens LYAD-421 SS1, 876 nucleotides long. RefSeq names its product WD40 repeat-like protein. The transcript is spliced from 3 exons. The annotation marks the transcript as partial. NCBI's taxonomy places the organism in Eukaryota, Fungi, Basidiomycota, Agaricomycetes, Polyporales, Polyporaceae. The record is from RefSeq and is a predicted model, not a curated record. Gene Ontology annotation, molecular function: protein binding.
CAUGAAACAAGUCUUAUCUACUCUCCGAAUGGAAAAUGGCUCGCCACGGCAUCUCAUGACUCCACUAUCAUCUUGUGGGACUCAGACGGCGGACAACCGCUCUAUGAAUGGGUGCCACACGGUGGAUCCGUCAAGUCACUCGCAUUCUCUCCUGAUAGUCGGUAUGUCGUAUCCGCCGGCAUCUGGAAAAACAGCCUUUGCGAAUUGACACUAAUUAUCACUAUUCAGAUAAUCUCAUCUAUAUUAGCAAGUAUGGGCGAGAACAGAAGUCUUGCAAUAUGGGACGUCAGUCGAGGUGCCCGAAAGGUGGCAACCCUCGAAGGGCACACCAAGGAAGUGACAAGCUGUGCCAGGUCGCCCGACGGCGCUCUGAUCGCGUCCGUGUCUAGCCGGGAGGCAAAUGUGCGGCUUUGGGACCCUCGGACAUACCGGCUACUUCAUCUGCGAAUUGCCGAACAAAGCACAUGUCUCGCCACUGGGCGUGACUCGGGUAGGGUUCGGAUCUGGGACAUACAGACGGAGGAGUACCUCUUCACCUUGGAUAGGCACACGGACGAAGUUCUCGAUCUAGCAUUCUCACCCGAUGGGACGAGUCUGCUGUCAGCAUCGAAGGACAAGACAGUGAAGAUAUGGGAUGCAUCCAGCGGCGCCGUGAUCCUAUCGCUUAAAGGACACACCAAGGGCAUCACAGCAGCAUGCUUCUCUCCGUGCGGGAAGUACGUUGCGUCGGCAUCACGCGACAAGAAGGUGCGGCUGUGGAAGAGGGACGACGGAUCGUGUGUGGAGACGUUCUCGAAGCACGAGGCUUGUGUCAGGCACGUAGCGUUCUCCCCGGAUGGAGAAAUUCUAUCGUAUGGAGUGGAUGAUGGAACAGUC